AUCUCCAUUUUGUAUGUUUCCCCCCCCUCAGAGGUUAGCGCCUACUUUCCUUUUGGCUGUGAACAGCACAGCUAAUUCCGUGCAUUUCGGACGCAAUUGGAUACCUAACACAUUGUAGUGGAUUGGAUGAUCCGUUCGAUUACUUGCUUCUUCGUGUCCUGAUACGAUUUGCAAGGAGAACGCAAUCGGAUGUUUUCGUGUUUCUAGCCGGUUUGCAAGCAAAACAACACCAAACAAAAACAACCAUGCAUGGAGUCACAACUACAAAACGCCUGAGGGGAUCAUAAGAUGGAUCAAGGAGGAGUGAAGAAGAGCAGGAGUAACAAGGACAACAGCCGAGUUAAGCUCCUUCUGGGCGAAACCCCCUUAGAGAGAACCCCUCUCACUGGUGCUCCCUGCAGUGCCAUGUCCGUUGCUUUGGCAACCACCACCACUUCCUUCCUUCCAUCCAGCCAGCUGAUGCAACCAGGUGACGUGCCCAGCGGACUCAGUAACAGCCCUCCUCCCUCAGGUGAGGACCUCGCCUCAGCCUCCGUCACGGCCUCCGUGGGCCUCUACCUGGAAGACCCAGAGCCUCCCACCACAAAGCUCCUGCCCCAACAGACUAAUACGUCCCUGGGUCUUGGACUCUUCACCCUUGGGGAUACCUACUCCCGCCUGGAAGACAGCAUCGCUGACUUCCACCGCUCCUCACCCAGCAUGGACUCUCUGAUCGGGGGCUCGGACCCUAACCUGUUCCCUAUGUCCAUGAGGACAGAGACAGACUUCUCCCGGGACCAGGACCUUAUGGAUAUGGACCAGGAAGGGUACAUUGGAAAAGACCAGAAACUGUUCAACGACAACACCCUGGAUCUCCUCCAGGACUUUGAGUUGACAGGCUCCCCCUCAGACUUUUACGUAGGGGACGACGCUUUCCUCUCCUCCCUGGCUGAUGACACUCUGCUGGGGGAUGAGAGCCAGGAUCGUGGGGUCUCCAACUCCACCUCCAAGCCAGCUGCUACUACGACCAAUAGUGGUGGUUUUAGCGGUUCCAACACCACCACGUUGAAUGGUAGCAAUCUACUAACAUGUCAGGAUGAGUCCAACUCCAGCACCCCUAUGACAGGCAACUCCCCGACCCCCAACACCUUUCCCGUGGUGAAGCUCGAGAAGGAAUCUGGCUUCAUCCAGCUGUGUACUCCAGGAGUGAUCAAACAGGAGAAGACCUCGGCCAUUCGUAGCUACUCCUGCCGAAUGAGUGGUAGUACCGGCGGCUCCACUUCCUCCUCCCCCUCCGAGCUGUCCACCGCCAGCCCCAUCUCCAUCUGUGGGGUGAGCACCUCUGGAGGACAGAGCUACCACUUUGGAGUCAACAGCAGCAUCAACACCCCCUUGGCUUCCACUACCAGUGGAGCUUCUCCGCAGAAGGACCAGAAGCCCUCUGUGUUCAGCCUGUAUCCUCCGUUGGUGACCGUAGGAGAGGCUUGGAACAACAGUAGCUAUGGGGACGGAGCUUCUGGAAUGCAAGGUCUCUCCAGCCCUACCUCCUCUUUCUCCAGCAGCUUUGAAAGUUCCACUUCCAGGCAGGGUGGUGGCGCUGCGUCGUGUACAACCCAGGGCAAGGCCGGGACCGCCCAUAAGGUCUGUCUGGUGUGUUCAGAUGAGGCGUCCGGCUGUCACUACGGGGUGCUCACCUGCGGAAGCUGCAAGGUGUUCUUCAAGAGAGCCGUGGAAGGUACGGUGGCAAGGGGGCAACACAACUACCUGUGUGCUGGGAGGAAGGACUGCAUCAUCGAUAAGAUCAGAAGGAAGAACUGUCCAGCCUGCCGCUUCCGCAAGUGUCUCAUGGCAGGGAUGAACCUGGAAGCUCGUAAAACCAAGAAGCUGAACCGUUUAAAGGGGGUGCAGCAGCCCACCAUGGCCGAGCUGACCCCCCGUCCGCUCCCAGAGGCCAGGUCGCUGGUCCCCAAGUCCAUGCCCCAGCUCACCCCCACCAUGCUGUCUCUACUAAAGGCCAUCGAGCCAGACACCAUCUACUCUGGCUACGACGGCACCCUGCCAGACACCUCCACACGCAUCAUGACCACCCUCAACAGGCUGGGGGGGCGGCAGGUGGUAUCAGCCGUGAAGUGGGCCAAGUCUUUGCCAGGGUUCCGGAACCUUCACCUGGACGACCAGAUGACUCUGCUGCAGUGUUCCUGGUUGUUCCUCAUGUCCUUCGGCCUGGGCUGGAGGUCCUACCAACAGUGUGACGGGAACAUGCUCUGCUUCGCUCCAGACCUCGUCAUCAACCAGGACCGUAUGAAGCUGCCCUACAUGGCAGACCAGUGUGAACAGAUGUUGAAGAUCUCCAGUGAGUUUGUCAGGCUGCAGGUGUCUCAUGACGAGUAUCUGUGUAUGAAGGUUCUGCUGCUGCUCAGCACCGUGCCAAAGGACGGUCUGAAGAGUCAGACAGUGUUUGAUGAGAUCAGGAUGUCCUACAUCAAGGAGUUGGGGAAGGCCAUCGUCAAGAGGGAGGAGAACUCCAGCCAGAACUGGCAACGCUUCUACCAGCUCACCAAGCUUCUUGACUCCAUGCACGAGAUGGUUGGUGGGCUGCUCAACUUCUGCUUCUACACGUUCGUCAACAAGUCUCUGUCGGUGGAGUUCCCAGAGAUGUUAGCAGAGAUCAUCAGCAACCAGUUACCAAAAUUCAAAGCCGGGAGCGUCAAGCCCCUCCUCUUCCACCAGAAAUGACUGUGUGGUGCUUCCGCCACCAAGACACAAUGCCUUAAAAUCCCCUCACCUUUCACCUGACAGAGGGAGACUGGGAAGAAGAGAGGACAGAAGAGGAGAUGCUGUUUUGGGAGAAAGUAUACAAAGUACAAGGGUUUGGGGAUUUGGGGAUGAAACAUGGAGGAGGAAGGAGAGAUUUGUCAAGAGGCAGACAACGAGAGGGAAAGAGCACAGAGGUUUUUUUUUUUUUCGUUUAACAUCUAUGAUCCAGUAUGCAGUAUAACAGUAGAAAUAAAUGUCUUACGUUUAAAGAUAAUCAAGGAUUGAAAUAAACUAACCAUGUUUUCUCAGGUGUAUCACCCUCAGAAUUGAACAAUAUCUAGAUUAAACCAGUAUCUAUGUACAGAUUAUUAAGAUGGUAUUUUUUACAGUCACAGGUUUAUACAGUUUAUUAUACAGGUAAUUUCUUACCUCAGCAAAGGUAACACUAUAACUCUUGUGAGGUUUAGCUACUGGGUAUUACUCUACCUACUGUCGUGUUUAGAACCUGGUUGUAACAGAGUUGAUUAUCAAGUCACAUGACAUAAAACCUCUCCUUUUGUUCGUAACUGUCUUUACAAAAGCAUGUUUGCAUAGCUUCUUUUUUUUUAAGUCAGGCAUAACAUUAUGAAAUUGUUUUUUUGUUGUAAUGUAAGCGUACAGUACACCAUUCACAGAACUAUCUUUGUCUACGUUUAGGCUACACGCUGGCUGCCAGGUUUACACACACACACACCGUCGAUCAGAAAAAGGGAGAGAGAAAAAAAGAUGUGCCUUUUUUAGCUUGACGUCUGAUUUUAGCCGUUCUCUGACUGUCCGAGGAUGUUCUUCUUACACCAUCACGGUUGACCCUCGGUGUAUGUGAUUGUUUUCUUCCUAUUACAUGCAGUUUCAGUCAGUUUUCCUUUUUAAAAUGGCUGCCGUGUUUGUCUGUUGCUAUUGCAGCUCGGUUAUGGAUUCUCAAUGUGAGAUCAAUCGAUCUAAUAAUACUCCCAAUCUACAUACGGUAUUCCCUUCCUGAUCUCUUGUUCACGUCUCUAUUUUAAAUACUAUUUUAGCACUAUUCCCCCCCCCCUCUACUAAACUGAGAGAAUGUGAAAGUAAGUAGUAGAAAAGAUAUCUUUAACUCUAUUGGAUGUUUGUAAAAGGAAGCUAUUAAUUGUCACCAUUGAACUUGUUAUUUUUGUCAGAAAAAUGUAACUGGGUCUUUCACUAGGCAAGUCAGUUAAGAACAAAUGCUUAUUUACACCGACGGCCUACUGGGGAACGCACAACAGAUUUUUACCUUGUCAGCUCGGGGAUUGGAUCCAGCAACCUUUUGGUUACUGGCCCAACGCUCUAACCACUGCCGUCAGUCAGUGAACUUCUUCCUGUUGCUUUUGUUUUAACUGUUGUUUUGCUAGUCGUUUUUUUUUGCACAUUGUCAUUGUUGGAAUGUGUCGGAGGGAGAGAAAUGCGUCAGCCAAUCAAAAAUAGAGAGUUUGAGAACGCAUCGGCGGCCCCAAAACCAGGCCGGUUGCUAUGGUUUCCCUAACCGUAAUAUUUGAUGGGAGUAUGGCAGUUCUUGAAUUUAGUUGUACAGUAGUUCUUGGUCACUUUAGGAAAGGCAGAGGGCUUCAGUGUUUGUCCCUCAAUACUCUAUAUGCUGCUUUCUGUAUGAACACAGGUGUGUUUGAAUGGAUAGUAGAGUGGUAUGUGAAUGAAACAUGGGUAACUUGUCAUUAUUGAUCCCUAAAGAGUCACUUAUGUUCUGGCAACAGUGACAUGUCACUGACAUAUCCGACAAUUUGACCAUUUUACGAGACAAACCAGCGAUUCACAGGGGUUCCAGAGAACUGAUGGACCGUGUUCUAGGACAACCUCUUAACCCACUGAGGCACCUUGCUUACGUCUUAGCUCUUUGUGUGUGUUUUACUAAAAACGUUUUCCAGUAAAGCACUUAGUACCAACAUCCUUCUCCGUCAUCUUGUGUUAUGCACUCAAACUGUUGUGUCGUCCCAAAUGACACCCUUGUUCCCUUUGUAGUGUGUUACUUAUGACCAGAGGAGGGCUCUGGUCCAAAGUAGUGCACGAAAUAGGGAAUAGGGUGCCAUUUGGGACGUAGCUUAGUUGAUGGAGGGCAUAUCUCUCCAUCUUCUGUCCUCUGGGAGUUUCAGUGCCAAACUCAAACUUUCUCUUUGUUUUCAGGUUUGGAAAACAGUCCUCGUUUUAACAGUUUAUUUCAGAAAAAGAUGAGGGAGAGAUAAAAAAAACAACUUAAAGCACUUAUGUCCACCGUGGAUUAUUAAAGAAACUAAAACGGUGAACUAUUGACCUUUUUUAGUGUUUUCAUCCACACUAGAGAUUCCCUAGCAUAAAUAUAGAUAGCAGGUUGACCCUUUAAGUCGAACAAAACCUUUCUAUACACAUGUACUUAGGUAGUUUAAUGAGUCCAACAUGAAUUUGUAAUAUUUUAUGAUUUUGUCAUCAUGUUGUCACCAAAAACAUUUUCCUUCUUUUCCAUUCAUGUUUUGCUUCUGUGCAAAUUUUUUUGUUCUUUCUCCCGUGAAACACAAACCAACCCAGGUAUCAAAAUGAAUGUGAAUCUCUGUACUAGGUCAGGCGGGGAUGACUUAAGUCCUGGAGGGAGGGCAUAGUGUCUGCUGGUCCUGGAGGGAGGGCAUAGUGUCUGCUGGUCCUGGAGGGAGGGCAUAGUGUCUGCUGGUCCUGGAGGGAGGGCAUAGUGUCUGCUGGUCCUGGAGGGAGGGCAUAGUGUCUGCUGGUCCUGGAGGGAGGGCAUAGUGUCUGCUGGUCCUGGAGGGAGGGCAUAGUGUCUGCUGGUCCUGGAGGGAGGGCAUAGUGUCUGCUGGUCCUGGAGGGAGGGCAUAGUGUCUGCUGGUCCUGGAGGGAGGGCAUAGUGUCUGCUGGUUACUUGUCCUAACUCCUGGCACGUAUUUAAUCCAUUACUUUUAAUAGUUGCUCUGAGAGGGCAACAUACCUGGUUAA
This is a messenger RNA of Oncorhynchus masou masou (cherry salmon), 5718 nucleotides long. Its product is annotated as glucocorticoid receptor-like. Gene Ontology annotation, molecular function: nuclear receptor activity; zinc ion binding; nuclear glucocorticoid receptor activity. The record is from RefSeq and is a predicted model, not a curated record. The coding region runs from base 289 to 2715 and encodes 808 amino acids. Gene Ontology annotation, biological process: regulation of transcription by RNA polymerase II; nuclear receptor-mediated glucocorticoid signaling pathway. Lineage: Eukaryota; Metazoa; Chordata; Actinopteri; Salmoniformes; Salmonidae. The transcript has 10 exons. Gene Ontology annotation, cellular component: chromatin; nucleus.